AUGGAAGACGACCCCCAGCCACAGCGCCCCGUCCAGCAGGUGCAGGUCUUCCGCGCCCCGCGCCUCGUCUCGCGCCCGAAGCCGCGCAUGGAGCAGGAGGAAGAGAUGGGCAACGAGAUCAAGCUGGGCGACUUUGAGGACGUACACGCCCUGUCCGUCUCGGAAGCGCGCGCCGUCGUUACUGCAGUCCACGAGGCGCGGCGGAAAAAGGACCCCGAGAACAACCCCCUGCGCGACCGCAUCCACAACGACCAGCCCGUCAUCAUGCACUUCCUCGAGUACCUCGACAACUUCUCGCGCUACAAGCAGGAGGAGAGCCUGCAUUCCAUCGCCGCGCUUUUCGACACCCACCCUGAGCUGACGACCGUCGAGAAGGCCCUGCUAGGAACCCUCACACCAGACACCGCCGAUGAGGCUACGACGCUUAUCCCGUCACUGGCGAGCAAAAUGGACAGCGACACACUGCAGCCUAUAUUGGACGAGCUGACUAAGAUGCGUAUGUUGGACAAGAUCGCCCGUGGUCACCACAAGUGA
Molecule: messenger RNA, 534 nt
Organism: Parastagonospora nodorum SN15
Lineage: Eukaryota; Fungi; Ascomycota; Dothideomycetes; Pleosporales; Phaeosphaeriaceae
Exons: 2
Coding region: 1-534 (177 amino acids)
Biological process (GO): transcription initiation at RNA polymerase II promoter; positive regulation of translational initiation; mRNA export from nucleus in response to heat stress
Cellular component (GO): P-body; RNA polymerase II, core complex
Molecular function (GO): translation initiation factor binding; nucleotide binding
Source: RefSeq, a predicted model, not a curated record